ACCAAUUCCUUCCAUACAGAGCAUCUUAAUUUACACAACAAUUGAUCUUUCUCUCUUCUAUUUUAUUUAAUCUUUGAUCUCAGUUUGGCUUCAAUGCGACCUAGUAAAAUGGAAGGUAGAAGGGUGAGUUGCAGAGGUUGUGGUAUGCAGUUAACUGUUCCACCGGAGACCCAAGCUAUCCGGUGUUACCGGUGUGGAUCAACCAUCUGUCUUCGACCGGUGCCUGAGCCGGUCACCUACGCUGGAGAGUGGAUCAAGGAGUUCUUAACCAACGUAUCUAACACGGCCAUAAACUAUGUUGCAACCUCCUCGUUGAAUAACAACCCAUCACUACCAGGUGGUGUGAUGAGUUACAAUGGUUAUAAUUACCCUCCUCUUCCUCCUUCUCCUCCUCUGUCAGCACCAGCAAUUUCAUAUUCUUCUUCGGUGGCAAGAAGAGGACGGAAGAAGGCACUUCUCUGUGGAGUGAGUUACAAAGGGAAGAGAUUUGAGCUCAAAGGAAGCAUUAAUGACGUUAAUUGCAUGAGAUACUUCUUGGUUCAAAGGAUGGGAUUUCCAAAUGAGUCCGUCCUUGUUCUCACAGAAGAUGAGCCAAAUCCAGACCAAAUUCCAACAAAAAGAAAUAUCCAAAAGGCAUUGCAAUGGCUCAUCCAUGAUUGCAAGCCAGGGGAUUCAUUGGUAUUUCACUAUUCAGGCCAUGGUUCACAACAACCAAACCUCAAUGGAGAUGAAAUUGAUGGGUAUGAUGAGACUCUUUGCCCUCUUGAUUACCAAACUGCAGGGAUGAUCAUUGAUGAUGAGAUCAAUGCUGCCAUUGUCAAGCCUCUCCCUAGAGGGGCAACCCUUCAUGCCAUUAUUGAUGCUUGCCAUAGCGGAACAGUUCUUGAUCUACCGUUCGUCUGCAAGAUCAAUCGAGAUGGAUCUCACUGGUGGCAAGAUCAGAGCUGCCCUUCAGGUGUUUAUAAAGGGGCAAGUGGUGGACUAGUUCUUUGUUUCAGUGCCUGUGAUGAUAGUCAGACCUCGGCAGAUACCAAUGCUUUUUCAUCAGGAAAUCUUAUGCAAGGUGCCAUGACAUAUAGUUUCAUUCGUGCUGUGGAUCACAUACCUGGAUUGACAUAUGGUCACUUGCUCAAUGCCAUGAGAUCUGCCAUUCGAGAAGGUAACUCAGCAGGAAGAUUCAAUGGUCCAAUAGCAUCUCUCUUAAAAAAACUAUUUCGCACUCAGCUAUCUCAGGUAUUUGCUCUUCACAUAUGUGUGGUUUCCAGUCAUUUCUUGAUAAUAUUGACUUUGAAGCUGACUACUGUAAGUUAUUAUCAUCAUUAUUAUUAUUUUGAGUAAGAAAAACAGAAAUAAAAUUAAAGUAGAAAAGAAUCCAAAUUCUCGGAUACAACCAUCAUUAUAAUCCCUAUGAUGGUUGAAUGGUUCUCAUUCAACUCUGAUAUAACCCACUCCAUGAAGUUGUCUGUGGGACUAGUCCGGCCGAAGGCUUGGAAACCUGUUAUUUAAAAAAAAAAAAAUUCUUAUCUUGUUUUAAAAGAGUAAAUCCCCAAAAAUAAUUUCAGGACAGACUUAAUUUCCAACUUAAUAGUAAAUAUCUCCCAUGGACAAUUCAUCGAGGAUCUCUCUUCCAUCCAAUCUAUCAGCUCUUGACAGUGAGUCCAAGUCUCUAUGAUUGUGGCUCUCAAUGAUUUUGCUUGUUGCAAAUGUUGGGGCAUCCCUCUUGCUUCCGCUUCUUGAGCGCUCCUUGCAUGAUCAAAAUUCAUAGUAACAAAAAAAAAAAAAAAAAACUGUUUAUCAAAAAUUAUUAUUUACACACAUUUUACCUUGAAAGAAUCCUUCUUCCAUCACAUAUCCUUAUAUAUGAACUAGGGUGAGUGACUUCAAGAUAAUCCUUACUACAUAAAGAAACAGGGGAAUGAUUUUCAAGUGCUAUCAGAUAAAGACAAUAAAUUAAAGCUUAGAUACUCAUCAACAAGAUUUUUAAUAACAUUCAUGGGGUUCGGUUAGUAGUAAGUAACAAUACAAAGAUUCCUAGCAUUUCAUAAAAAAUAACAAGUUAUGGAGAAGAUAACCAUUCCUAUGGUGAUUAAAAUGAAGAUAGUAAAAAAGUGGAAAUGGAAGCUCUAUUAUCUCUAAAGAAAGAAUUUGGAUCCACAUGAACUUUGGUAUAGAUUAUAUGGUUGUCCCAUGAAGAAGACCCAAGAUUAUUUUAAUUAUCUUUGAAAUUAUCUUCUUUUCUUUUGGUAAAAAUCUUUGAAAUGAUUUCCUUUCUCCUAAUAUGUGAUGUUAACUUGAGUUUUAUGGUUGAGUG
Macadamia integrifolia is the source of this 2311-nucleotide messenger RNA. RefSeq names its product metacaspase-3-like. The record is from RefSeq and is a predicted model, not a curated record. Gene Ontology annotation, molecular function: cysteine-type endopeptidase activity. Bases 94 to 1338 code for a protein of 414 amino acids. Gene Ontology annotation, biological process: proteolysis. The transcript has 4 exons. Lineage: Eukaryota; Viridiplantae; Streptophyta; Magnoliopsida; Proteales; Proteaceae.